Ananas comosus (pineapple) is the source of this 832-nucleotide messenger RNA. RefSeq names its product kunitz trypsin inhibitor 2-like. The coding region runs from base 7 to 633 and encodes 208 amino acids. Gene Ontology annotation, molecular function: endopeptidase inhibitor activity. The transcript has a single exon. NCBI's taxonomy places the organism in Eukaryota, Viridiplantae, Streptophyta, Magnoliopsida, Poales, Bromeliaceae. The record is from RefSeq and is a predicted model, not a curated record.
UGCUCCAUGGCUCUCCUACUACUAUCCCUCUUAUCCCUCUUCCUCUUCGCCGUCCCCGCCGUGCGCGCUGCUCCCCCGGAACCCGUGUACGACACCGACGGCCACCCGCUGCGCCGUGGCGAGUCGUACUACGUCCUGCCCGUCAUCCGCGGCGGCGGCCUCACUCUCGCGCAGCGCCACCGCAUGUGCCCGCUGUACGUGGCCCAAGAACCCCAAGAAGUCAAAAUGGGCCUGCCGGUGACGUUUUCGCCUGUCGACAGCGCCGCCGCAGCCGACGACACUGUCCGUCUGUCGACGGACGUCAACGUGCGGUUCGACGUCGUGACAGUCUGCGUGCAGUCGACCGUCUGGCGGCUCGGGGACACGGAGGGGGGAGAAGGCCGGCAGCAGCGGCGGUUCGUGGCGACGGGCGGCGUGCAGGGGAGCCCGGGCCCGGAUACCGUCAGCAAUUGGUUCAAGAUCGAGAAGUUUCUGGACAGAGGUUACAAGAUCGAGUUUUGUCCGAGCGUCUGCAGGUUUUGCAAGGUCGUGUGUGGGGAUGUGGGUGUGGUUAGCGAGGAUGGGAAGAGGCUCCUGGGGCUAAGUGAUGCGCCGUUCCCAGUUAUGUUUAAGAACGUUAAGUCCAAAGCUUAAUAAUUAAGGGGAUCGUGCAUACAAUAUAAAUAGUAUGAAUAAGUUCUUCCUAGCUAUAUAUAUAGUACUGUGAUGAGAGUUUAAGAGAUGUAUAAGAUGUACCGGAUUUGGUAUAUGUAAUCUUAAUGUUGUGUUAUGAUCAUAUCAUGUUUUAGGGCGGAUCUUUGUAGUUUGCUUGGUAAUUAUAACAUGGCCCGAA